AUGGCUAUUGUCAAUGCGAAAUAUCAGUUUAUGAUGGUAGAUGUUGGAGCGAAUGGACGAAUAUCUGAUGGUGGAGUUCUGAAGAACACGAUAUUUUGGCAAAAGUUGUCUCAGAACCAAUUAAACAUUCCUAAUGCACGUGCAUUACCCGGCUCAAAUAAAACGUUCCCUUACGUGUUUGUCGGUGAUGAAGCUUUCCAACUUCAGACAAAUUUCAUGAAACCUUACAACAGAGCAGUACUCACGGAUGAAAAACGGAUUUACAAUUAUAGAUUGUCCCGAGCACGCAGGAUUGUUGAAAAUGCGUUUGGAAUUUUAACAUCGAGGUUCAAAAUAUUCCAAAAAAAUAUUAAUUUUGAACCACACAAGGCUAGGAAAAUAGUGAUGGCUUGCUGUCAUUUACACAACUACUUGUCAACAAGAAAUAAUGGAUAUUAUUUGCAACGUGGUGAUGUUGAUUAUGAAAACAAAGAUACUGGCAGAGUAGAAGAAGGUUCAUGGAGACAAGGAACUCAGCAUGUAGCAGAACUUCAAAGAACUAGAGGAAAUUCAGCGGCUGAAGCAAAAUAA
This is a messenger RNA of Diuraphis noxia (Russian wheat aphid), 570 nucleotides long. RefSeq lists its product as uncharacterized. NCBI's taxonomy places the organism in Eukaryota, Metazoa, Arthropoda, Insecta, Hemiptera, Aphididae. The record is from RefSeq and is a predicted model, not a curated record.